AUGGCGAACUCUUCCUUCCCCGGCGCGGCUUUCAUGUUUGCGGGCAUGCAGGUGGCGAGGAUCGAACUCGUUAAUCCGAACAUAGUCGAGCGCGACAGUGAAGGCAUACCUCAAAUCAGCAGGAUCGAAUUCGUCAAUCCGAAUCUCGUCUCCUCGCUCGGCAGUGAGAGAGCGCAGAGCGGCAGAACUGAACCUGUAAACCCGGGAUUUGUCUCGCACAGCAGUGAACGAGCACAACACGUCGGCGGGAAUGGAUCUGUCAACUCGAGCCUCGCCUCGCACAAUAGUGAGAGAGAAUCGAAAGGCGUCCACAUAAACGAUAACAGAGCCCCUGUAAACACUAACACUGGCGCAAAGGCCGCCUUGCCAGAGAGAAAGAAGAAAUGGACGAAGCGAGGGAAGCGAGGAAAGCGGCCGAAUCGUCAACGUCAAAGGAAGAUCCCAGAGCAAGAGGCAGACGCGGCUUCUGUGGGUACUCGGAAUGAAACUGCUGCCAGGAUGGACAAUGGAGUGCCUGCGUAUCAGUUUGCGCUAGAUGCUAUGCAGAGCGGUGCAACAUCUUCCUUGAGCACAUCGGCGAGGUCAUCAGCAAGUCCAGACGAGACAUCUAAGACAGCAGUAUUGAAUGCUGCAGAAAAUUGGCAGGUGAAUAACUCAACGCCAUUCCCUGGCUAUUACCUACGGAAGCACGCUUAG
This is a messenger RNA of Aaosphaeria arxii CBS 175.79, 696 nucleotides long. RefSeq lists its product as uncharacterized. The transcript has 2 exons. Lineage: Eukaryota; Fungi; Ascomycota; Dothideomycetes; Pleosporales. The record is from RefSeq and is a predicted model, not a curated record. The coding region runs from base 1 to 696 and encodes 231 amino acids.